CAGCAUUCAGCAGCCCCCUGCUCGGGCUCAGCAUGGCCACCCCAACCCAGAGCCCCACAAACGCACCUGGAGGUGGCGGCGUGUAGGACCCUCUACAGAUCUCCACUGCUGUCCCUGGCCAGAGCCCAGGAGCCCGAGGGCCCGGUGAAGGCGGUGGGGACCCAGCCUGGCGCCGGGGAGCGUGCCCCCAAUGAGCCGCCACACCCACCCCAAGGCCGGAGCCACUGCACCCCGCUGUCCUUCCCCAGGCCUUGGCAACGACGAUCCCCCAAAGAGCCCAUUUGCACCCCAGACCCAGAGACUCAGGCCUGCAGCUCCUGGGAUCCAGGAGUCCGUCCCCAGUCCCCUGGGAUCCUCGUAUCCCUCCCUCCUGCAUCUCCUGGUCACCUUCUCCAGGACCCUCCCGGCUGUCCCCUCAGGGUCCAUGUCUUGAGCUUAAUAAAUGUGCAUUCGUUUUUUUCCUCCCGUUCUGUCUGUGUGUUGUCGUCUGUGGGCACCCAAGGGCUGGGUAGGAGACUGAGGUAGCCGUCCUGUUCCUUCCUCCCUCUCCUUCCCUCACCACAUCCUUCCCUUCAAACGUCCCCAAGGGGCUUUCCCUUCUUGGUACCCUUGUCCCCAUCUGUGUCUCCCAGACCCUCGAAUGGAGGCCACCGCCCUCCACCGCUCCUGCUCCCACCCCUGCCGGUGGGGCCUGGAAGCCAGAGAGGAAAUGACUGAGCCGCUCUGGUCCCCGCCCGCCCGAGCCCGCGCCCCUGGCCACACCCUCCGCCCCGAGGCAGCUCCCACGCGGUACUCUCACACUCCAGGCUAGAGACCCUGCGCUCGAUAGGCAGGUGCCAGAGGAUUCUUGAAGCCAGGGGCCUGCUCCAGGAGGAUGUGGGGCUGCCAAGGGGCCUUGCCUCACUCACCUUGCCCGCCACUCACCCCACAGAUGUCAUCGUCCAGUCGUCUGUGUCUCCUCGUCUUUGUUGUCCUGAUUCUGACCAGCAGAGGGCAGACACCAGAAAAGGCCACAUCCAGUUUUGUGAAGGACCAGACUUCUGUGAAUACUCUUGUCCCAGAUAAAACCAACCCAGAAGUCCAUCCUACCACUCCUAUCCCGAACUGGGAAGCUGAUGAAACCACACAAAGCCAGACAGUGGCCCAAACCGAGACCGAGCACCUGACGGGAAUGGGAGAGAACACCAUGAAUCCAGUGACAGAUCCAGGGACACACAGGAGCAGUAAGGAAGAAGGUACCGCGAUGCACCCUGGGAUCAGGACUCCAAGACCAACCAAAGAGUGGCGCCACACCCCCAAGCCACGAGAUAAGGAUGAGAACGACCCCUUCUACUAUGAUGAUUUCACUCUUCGGAAACGGGGGUUGCUGGUGGCAGCUGUGCUGUUCAUCACUGGCAUCAUCAUCCUCACCAGUGGGAAGUGUAGACAGUUGUCCCAAAUGUGCCUGAAUCGCCACAGAGCCUACAGAGUGGUCAACACAAAAGGAACCUGGAAAGAAGAGGCCACUGAAGGGAGCCUCCCCACCCUGAGGGUGCCUGCCUCCCCACCCUGAGGGUGCCUGCCUCCCCACCCUGAGGGUGCCUGACUCCCCAGGCCCUGCCCUGCCCCUUAUCUAAUCUGUUCAGAUAAAUCCACGUGGUCUCUCUCCGACA
This is a messenger RNA of Onychomys torridus (southern grasshopper mouse), 1652 nucleotides long. RefSeq names its product FXYD domain-containing ion transport regulator 7. The coding region runs from base 875 to 1552 and encodes 225 amino acids. The record is from RefSeq and is a predicted model, not a curated record. Gene Ontology annotation, biological process: regulation of sodium ion transmembrane transporter activity. Gene Ontology annotation, molecular function: sodium channel regulator activity. NCBI's taxonomy places the organism in Eukaryota, Metazoa, Chordata, Mammalia, Rodentia, Cricetidae. Gene Ontology annotation, cellular component: membrane. The transcript has 11 exons.